AUGGCCUGGAUAAAACAGAUGUUUAAAUUAUCAAAAUCACCAGAUAGUUCAUCAGAUAAACAGUUAGAUAAGCAUCAAGACAAUCAGCUCACUGUUGAGAGUUCUAAUAAGCAACAAAAACCCGCUCUUUUGAGCGAUCUCGAGGUGAAUAAAAUAGUGGAUGAUUUGAUAGCCCAAAUCAACCAAAUCAACUGCGAGCUGGAAGCUAAACAACAGGCAUUGAUUCACAAAUCUGUCCAGCGUGCCGGCCAAAACACCAUUAAGAACAUAGAAAAAUACUUCGCUAUUGAAAUUGAUAAUCAAAAGGUGGAUUUAAAUUCUUCAUCAGUACAGGUCUUUGAUAUAACCUCACACGUGUCACAAUCAAAUACGCAAAACUUACACGAAUCAUCACAAGAUAACAAAAUUAUGCAAUCCCUACAGACUGCAUGCGGAAGUGGUGAAAUGAAAACUGCUAACACUGAUGAUACCCCAAUAUUUAAGGCAUCAAAUCUUAUAGCGCCUGAUACCACAGAUAUAGAUGAUAAAAAGAAGGCCCAAUGCAUUGAAUCGUGUAUGCCCACCUUACCCAAACAAAAUAUUCACAAGGAACAUCACAUCACACCUUUAGAUGAUGAUUGGUGUAUAGCAGAGACCACAUAUAUUGACCCUGUGCCUAAGGAUAUUUUAAAGCUCAAUAUUGCAGAUACUCCACUGAAAAGCUCCCAAUUGGUAGAAAAAAUAUCACCUCCCAAGAAAUUCAAAGAUAAUUGUAAAACCAUUGAACCUGAGUUAUCAAAUGUAGAAACUAUUAACGUGUCAAAAACUGAUGCAAAAUACAAACAAACAUCCCGAUUUACACCUCCAGAUUCAAAUACUUCAGUUGAUAAGUCAAAAUUAGUGCCCGAUGAGUUAUUUUGCCUGAGCCAAAACAAGUAUAUUGAUUAUUCCAUCCAACGAAAUGUAGGCAAACUCAAACCAUAUGAGCAGAAAAAAUCCGAUCAAUCUAGUUCACAGUACGAAGUGAACAAAUUGAACAUUGUGGAAACUGAGAAAGAAUGCGACGAGCAGAUUCAGAAACUCGACAUACGUAAAUUGAUACGAAGAGAUAAAACAAUUGAGGAGAUAAAUACCACUGCAAGACCUACUGAUAACUUGGACACAACCAUUGACUCUGUUGAAGAUCCUGAUAAUGUUGAUUAUUCUGCCUUUCCCUUAGAUGAAUUAUCAUCAAUACAGAUUAAUAAAUUAAAUAUAGCUAGGCACGUACCGGUACAAGAUGAGUCCCAUGCCCAACAACACGGGCGUGAGCACUCGAAGAAGAUGACUGACGAUCCACACUUUGAUAUAAACAAAGCUGAGCAACUACCACAACCAAAUGAAAUACGCCAAUCACUAGAUCAUGAUGCCACUGAUAAUAUAGAGUUAUCUUAUAUCAAUGUUAAUGAAAAAAAUAAGGUAAAAAGUGAAGUUGAAGAUCCCACGCAGCUUAUCAUAGUUAAACCCAAAUCUGAAAUUAGCGAAUCAUCAGAUAUUAGAGAUUUGGAAGCAGGCCCCGAAACGAAAGAUGAUAAGAAACAAAAAAAGAACCUGCUAGAAAUGUCACAAAACGUCACUUCUUAUCUCCGUAAUAGUAGUAACUUCCAGCUAUUGCGGAAAUUCAAUGAUUCCAUUGCAACAUUAAAGCUUUUAAUCACAUCUGAAUCGCUCCGCUUAAUCAUCGCUUCAAAAUUCAUUGGUUUGACUAUCCUCCUAAUAGCAAUAUUCAGCAACUUUUGGAUGGCAAACCACAUAAAUUAUGAGAAAUCUGGAAUUACUGGCAUUAGCAGCACCUACAUUGGAUUAUUUGGCAUAACAAGACAAGACAGCUGUAAACUUCAAGAUGGUGCAAACGUCACUUUGUCUAGGCAUCUUAUAAAUUUCAAUACAAUAUCACCCCCGUCUUCUGACAAAAAACCUGAAAAUAAUAAUUCCCCAAUGAACUACCGACCACUAAAACAAGUGUCUAGUGAAGAAUUGGAUCCAGCUGUAAAACCAGUUAGUACACCUUCAGAGGAUGGUGGGCAUAAUGUCAAAGAUACUGGUAAAGGCGAAUUCGUAAAAAAUGGCGAGGGUGAAGUAAUCCAACCCAACAAAUCUAUUGAUAUAGGUACAGUCCCUGAAGAUACUAAACUUGAAUUAUCUCCCGAGUCAGGCACUAUGCCACAAUCUGGACAAGUUCCGCCGCCAAUAAUAGACGGCGCGCCAGUGUAUGCGAAGGAGUCUGAGUUUAUUGAAAGGGCUGGCGUAUUUAGAGAUCACAGAGCCAUUGGAAAUCUAUCCAAACCACUAGCUGAAUCAAGAUCUGAAUUAUUUGGCUAUCCCUUUUACGACAUAGAAAUCAAAGGGGUUGACGAUCUCAGAUUCGCUGGUAGGCUUGCGUUCUUUUUGUUCAUGAUUUCUAUCUUCAUACUAUUAAUCACUCUACCAUUGGUGUUGAUACAAUACUUUCCAAUCUACCAUUUCUCGACAAAUUUUUCAAGGGACAGUUGCAUUUUUUUGGGAUACCUAACCAAGUUCCUAUGGGUAUCCUCACUGUUGCUACAUUUAAGUGGGUUGUUGGUGAUGAUGAUUUACACUAGAUCAUCAACUUGCGUCGAUGAGUCGGGUCGUUCCGUCCCUUCAUCCUUCAGUAGCAGCUUCUGGCUUGCAGUAUUAUCCUUCAUACCAUUAGUUGCAGCAUAUACAUUCUACGCCAUAAAGAGGAAUGACAAGUCGCCCUCCAACACAUUGGCUCGGUUUUGCGACAAUAGAUCCCAGCUUCCCCUGCAGACAAAUGAGAAUGAAACUAUAUAUGAUAUAGUGUAG
Messenger RNA from Babesia microti strain RI, 2826 nucleotides. RefSeq lists its product as hypothetical. NCBI's taxonomy places the organism in Eukaryota, Apicomplexa, Aconoidasida, Piroplasmida, Babesiidae. Bases 1 to 2826 code for a protein of 941 amino acids. The transcript has 2 exons. The record is from RefSeq and is a predicted model, not a curated record.